AUGAGCAGCAUCUUCAACGCGCUCUUCAGGUCUGUAGCCGCCACCGCCCCUCCCGCUCCCGCCUCGGCUGUCGACAACGGCAAGAAGAAGGUCAGCAAACCUACUACUCAACCUUCCUCCCCCGUCGCCCCCGCCGCCGAUGAACCACGUAAGCGCAUCGCGCCCGAGCCCACUCCAGCGUCCCCCGUCACCUCCAUGCAUGACGCGUAUGGCUCAUCCUCCCCCUUCAACCCCGGCGACGGCGAUCACAGCUACGACAUCACUACCUCCUCCACGUCUGAGCCAACCGACAUUCUUCUCCCCCGCGGUGUCCCCUUCGUUCAUCGUAGGCGGCUCCUCCUCCAGCAGGCCCUCGAGGCUGAAGGAUCCCCCAUCAAGGCGUCCAGUGCACACUCGCAGUCCACCGCGAGCCGAGGCAAAGCGAUCACCAUCCGCGACCCGCGAGAUCCUACCACUCCUCCCGCUCCCAAAGUUGCCUCCAAGCCAGUCCAGCUUACCGAGUGGAGGAAGGAGCAGCUGCGGAGGCAGAACCCGCCAAGGCUGAUCGAGCCGAUCGUCAUCCGCUCCGUCCCUACGCUGCAUGGACAGGCCAACCUUCCUUAUGCGCGCAAUCCCAGUGGAGUCGACUCUCACAUCCCAGACGAGGCCAUGUUCAAUCCUGCAACCUUCAACCUACACGAGAACGGCGCCAAGACCAGCUCGGACACGGCGGAUCUUCUCGUUCCCCAUCCCUCUACCAACCAAAACUACACUGAGCGUCAACCGCCUCCGGCGGUCUACCACGGUAUGGGUCGACCUCCCUCGCGUCUUCCCUAUCAGCAGCACAUCGACAUGACACACCUCCCGUCCAGCGCGGCCGGCAUCGAGGCGUACAAGAGGCCUGAGACCGUUCAGCCACCUAUAAUUUACAGCUCCAAGCCGAUGAAGCCCGACAGCAAGCGCACCCCGUCCGAGGUCCUUCGCGCCCAGAUGAGCAGCAUGCAGAUCAACCGACCUCUCGAGUCGAUCGUCGAGACCGCAGCUCACGCGGUCCCUCGUCCGAUGUUCGAGAUGGCUCGUAAGCGCUCCCUCUCGAUGACCGCCCCAUCCAUCGACGCCGCGCAGAGGACCUCAAGCGAUACCAGGACGUAUGUUGCGCCUCGCAACGCUUCCGGCGAGGGCAUCCAGCGCGUCGAGGUUGCCAUCCCCAUUCCCGUCCCGCCCAAAUCCGCCGGGGUACCACCUACCGAGGAGGAGGUCCGCGCUGCCAAGGCUAUCCUGGCCAAUAGCAAGGCAGACGCUAGCGUCAACUGGAGGAUGAAGACACCGGCCAAUCAGGCUACUCCUCGAGCACCCCCGUCUUCGGAGAAUCGGUACACGCCCUCAUCGGACCGCAGCGACGAUGCCCCGCACAUGACCAUCGACAACCUGUUUGAGAAGUUUGCCCCUUCCAGCGGUCUCAGUCCCCUCACCAUCAAGGUCAACACUCCUCCUCACGCAGACCCGGCGGUCAAGGAGAUCUCCCAAUGCCCCUUCACGAGCUCCAAGUUCGACCUUCUUCGCCCAGCCACCCCAGACGCUGGUGUCACUCCUUCCAAGGCCGACACCAGCAGCGAAGCCAUCGUCGAGGACCUCAUCAACCUCGCCAGCGAGCCGGACGAGAACGCCGUGCCGAAGCGCCACGUCCGCAAAUCGUCCGCCAAGUCCAAAGGUACCCCCGGCGCCGGCAAGCUGCUCAAGCGCAACAGUGGCAAGGGGGACAAAGAAGACAUCCCUCUCGUCUCCGUCGCCGGUACAAAGGCGAAGGCGCCUCUGGGUUCGGCAAAGACUGUCGCUGGUGCGGGUAAGGGCAAGGCGCCCCGGCCCGCUUAG
This is a messenger RNA of Dioszegia hungarica, 1851 nucleotides long. RefSeq lists its product as uncharacterized. Bases 1 to 1851 code for a protein of 616 amino acids. NCBI's taxonomy places the organism in Eukaryota, Fungi, Basidiomycota, Tremellomycetes, Tremellales, Bulleribasidiaceae. The transcript is spliced from 4 exons. The record is from RefSeq and is a predicted model, not a curated record.